AUGGAAAUAAGAAUUGCAAGGUCUCAUCUUCAAACACAGGGAAUGUUCUUUUCAAAUAUUUCAAGAACAUUAGGAUGGGAAAGCGCUAAGAAACUUCCAUUUAAUGUGGCUGCCCUGAGUUCUACACGGGACUUUCACAGAUUGGCCUCUUCCUGUCAAGCUUUUACUGCAGUUUAUCGUAGAAGGCAUUUUAUCAGUAGAGCGAAUUCUAUGCCGAUUAGUUUACAGGAAUCUGCAUCAUAUGGAGAUAAUUCUGUUGAAGAUGAGAAUCCAUCUAUAGACUCAGAGGAGAUUUUGGCAAAACCACUUACCCGUGAACAGAUAAUGGCACUGCUUGCUGACACACAGAGAGCAGAACUCACCAAGAAGCUUAGUGAAGCCAACCAGCAAAAUCGGUUCCUAAAAAGACAGUUGGUUGCAAAGGAGGAUGCGUUGGUAAAAUUCAAAAGUGAACUUGCUGUCAUGGAGCUUGAAAUCCAGGCUUUGGCCAGACUAGCAGAUGAAAUAGCUCAAUGUGGUAUUCCGGAAGGUUCAAGGAAGAUCAAUGGAAAGUACAUUCAUUCUCACCUUGUUGCAAGAUUAGAAGCUGUAGAUGAACAACUGAAGGAGCAAAUAAAGGAUGUUGAAGUGGCACAAUCAAAGGAGGUUUCUGUGUUUUGGAUUGGUAUGGCUGAGAGCGUGCAAGUUAUGGGAACCUUUGAUGGCUGGAGCCAAGGAGAGCACCUUUCUCCGGAGUAUACUGGUUCUAUCACAAGAUUUUCAACAACAUUGUUGCUCAGGCCAGGAAGGUAUGAAAUCAAAUUCUUAGUAGACGGUGAAUGGCAGCUGUCACCAGAGUUUCCCAUUAUUGGUGAAGGGUUAACGAAAAACAAUUUGUUAAUUGUUGAAUAA
Molecule: messenger RNA, 891 nt
Organism: Sphenostylis stenocarpa
Lineage: Eukaryota; Viridiplantae; Streptophyta; Magnoliopsida; Fabales; Fabaceae
Source: the annotation of a GenBank genome assembly